AUGAAUCACAAACAUCUCUAUGCAGCUUUAGCUGCAGCUUUAGCUGCAACCGUGAUUAUCCUCAUCGUCCUCUUGAUUUUCAUAAGAUGCAGGUAUAAGAAGAAAUUUUUUCACAGAAGCAGGGAUUUGGCCAACGAAGGCCAGCAGAUGAGACUGGAAUACAGUUUCUUCAACAAGGUUGCAGGGCUGCCCAAAAAGUUCACUUACAAAGAAAUUGAAUCUGCAACAGAUAAUUUCAAGAUCUUAUUGGGUAGGGGGGCAUCUGCUUCUGUAUUCAAAGGGGUGUUUGAAGAUGGUACAGAGAUAGCUGUGAAGAGAAUGAAUAAAUCAGAUCACGGGAGAAAGGAGUUUGAAGCAGAGGUGGCUGCCAUAGCUAAUGUGAAUCAUAUCAAUCUGGUUAGGCUGAUUGGGUUCUGUACAGAUGGGCCUCACAGAAUCCUGGUUUAUGAGCUUGUUUCCAAUGGGUCUUUGGGCUCAUGGAUUUUUGGUGCAAGGAGGGAGCAUCCUCUGGUGUUGGGAUGGGCCCAAAGAUUUAGGAUUGUUGUGGGUGUUGCCAAGGCUUUGUCAUACUUGCAUCAUGAUUGCAGAGCAAGGAUUUUGCAUUUGGAUGUGAAGCCAGAGAACAUACUGUUGGAUGGAAUGUUUGAGGCCAAGGUGUCUGAUUUUGGGCUGUCAAGGUUAAUGGGUAGGGAUGAGAGUAGGGUGAUGACAACCAUGAGAGGGACCAAGGGGUAUUUGGCCCCUGAAUGGCUUUUGUCUCAAGGGAUUACAAUGAAAAGUGAUGUGUAUGGUUUUGGGAUGGUGGUGUUUGAGGUAAUUGGGGGGAGGAGGAAUGUGAGCCAGAUAAAUGGGGGUGAAAAUUCCGCAAGUUGGACCUAUUUUCCUAGUGUUGUUAUGAAGAAGGCAAAGGAGGGGAAGCUGAUGGAGAUUGUUGAUAGAAGAUUGGAUUUGUGUAGUGUUGAUGAAAGGCAAUUGGUACUGUUGAUUAAGGUUGCCAUUUGGUGUAUUCAAGAGAAGUCAAGGUUGAGGCCGGCCAUGGACAAGGUUGUAGAUAUGCUUGAAGGGAGGUGUGAGGUACUGGAUCCUCCUGAGACUAAGAUGAUCAUUGUUGACUUGUUGAAUCUCGAUGAUGAUUUAUACAGGCAAAAUGAUACAAGAAGCGUUGGACCAGCAAUUGAGGAGGGGACAGACCAAAAUGGUAGGAUUAUUAACUUCAGAGAUCUAAGUUAUUCCUAUACAAUGUCAGUUGUGUCUGGAAGAUAA
This is a messenger RNA of Cryptomeria japonica (Japanese cedar), 1263 nucleotides long. Its product is annotated as probable receptor-like protein kinase At5g20050. The record is from RefSeq and is a predicted model, not a curated record. Gene Ontology annotation, biological process: protein phosphorylation. The transcript has a single exon. Gene Ontology annotation, molecular function: protein kinase activity; ATP binding. NCBI's taxonomy places the organism in Eukaryota, Viridiplantae, Streptophyta, Pinopsida, Cupressales, Cupressaceae. The coding region runs from base 1 to 1263 and encodes 420 amino acids.